This is a messenger RNA of Cyclopterus lumpus (lumpfish), 2411 nucleotides long. It is a transcript of the gene fibinb, whose product is annotated as fin bud initiation factor b. The record is from RefSeq and is a predicted model, not a curated record. NCBI's taxonomy places the organism in Eukaryota, Metazoa, Chordata, Actinopteri, Perciformes, Cyclopteridae. Bases 396 to 1019 code for a protein of 207 amino acids. The transcript has a single exon.
AAGUCGGGAGGUCUGAGCUCCGGCUGUUUUUUUCCACGAAACGUUCAUACAUUUAUUUCACCGGUAGCGAUGGACGCUGGCAGGCUCGGUUAACAGAAGAAGAAGAAGAAGAAGACGAAGAAGAAGGAGUGAGGCUGUAAAAUAUAAAUAUAUAUAUAUAUACUUUUUUUUUAAAUCGUUUUAAUCAGUUUGGAUAUUGAAGCCUCAAUUUCACUGCGCAGUUUGGACGUUUUCAACCUGAUUGAAAUGUCUCCGCUGCGGAUUAAAUAGUCCGUCAAGGCACUUUUUUUUCCGCUGAGAUAACGUUUAAAAAAACAAAACAUCAAAUAGCUAAUUUGUUAUUCGUGAGUGUUUUUUUUUUUUUUUGUGCGUGUGUGGGGGACAAAGUGUGCACAAUGGCUGCCCUUCACUGGCUCCUGUGUGCCGGGAUGUUAUCGCUGCCGACGUGCGGAGCCUUCUUCCGCGGACCGUUACAGCCGGAGAUGUCCAACGGCACGUUUCAUCACUACUUCGUGCCGGACGGAGACUACGAGGACAACGACGACCCGGAGAAGUGCCAGAUGCUCUUCAAGAUGACGGACGAGCGCAAGUGCGGUCUCGACGAGGACCAGGACUCCGUGAUACGGGACGACUUCACCAUCAUCAAGAGGCAGAUCGAAGACUCGGCCCGGGUCCUGGAAGGGAUCGGGAAGAGCAUCUCCUUCGACCUGGACGGGGAGGACAACUACGGGAGGUACCUGCGGAGGGAGACGGCUCAGAUCGGCGAGGCGUUCACGAGCUCGGAGAAGUCGCUGCUGGAGCUGGAGGUGAAGUUCAAGCAGAGCCAGGAGAGCGAGCUGAAGGAGGAGCACCGGCUCAACGACGACUUUCUGAGCAUGGUGGUGCACACGCGGGACGUCCUGAAGGACACGGUGGACAUUUCCGUGGGACUGAAGGACAAGCACGAGCUCCUGUCGCUGAUCAUCCGCAGCCACGGCACGAGGCUGAGCAGGCUGAAGAACGAAUACAUGAAGUUCUGAGAGAAAGUAGUCCCCCCCCCCCUGCACUUUGCAGUAGCGACUUUUUCUUAUUUCUUAUUUGUAUUUUUUUUUUUAUGGAUGAAUGUGUGAGACAGGGAUGACAACAAAUACAACAACAAAAAAGUGUAGUUAUAUCAGGGAUAAAAAAAACAAAACAGGGCCAGUUCACUUGCAUUACAAAAAAAACAUAUUUAGCCUAAAUAUCUUACAUUUGACUUUUAAUAGGAAAGAAGAAAACAAAAAAAAUACUUAAAAUGUAAUGCAAAAAUGUUCAAUGCGCAUAACUCGUAGUGAUGAUGGUGUUGCAGGGACACUGCUUCACUUUUAAGGGUGUGGAGGAAUGUAUACGUCCAGGUCAUGUGACAUUUCUCCAAAGCUUCAUUACCAAAAGGGGAAAGAAGAAGGCUUCUGCACCCAAAAAGCCCCCCCCCCCCCCAUAUUCACUGCAUAUACAUAUUGUGUUUUUGUAAUCUGAUGUAUCAGAAGCCCUUUUAUUAUUUUUAGUUGAUAUUGUGCUCCAUUGCAUUAAUGCCAUGCAUCUCUGUGAAGGGGUGAUGUAAAAAAACAACAACAACUGGUAGGAAGUAAGAAAGAAAAUGUGUUGUUGUAGUUUUUUUAAUGACAUUUUACUUUUUCCGAACAGACAAAAAAUUACAUUUUUAUUUGAUAAUAUGGUGAUUUCUGGAGAAAACUCUUAAAUGAUAAAAAAAACAAUUAUUAUUUUUUUGGGAUGACACCUCAAACUAUUUUUUUUUGUGCAAUAUCUCCAGAAUAUUAAUCUGACCGCCCGCUCCGAGACACCGUGCCAAAGGUAAACGUACGCACCACGCAAACACACAAUGGUGUACGCUCAUUUUUUUUGGUAAGUGCACAGAGUUCACCUGGGGUGUGUGUGUAAAUGUGUGUGUGUGUGUGUGUGUGAAACAACGGCUUUGAACAGUGAGUCAGCAGAUCAUUACAGUCACGUCGCACUUAAAGCCGGCCUGGACUUUGUGUAGUCGUAUGAAUGUUUCUGAGAAGAUCAGAGAAUGUUUACACAUGUCGGACCACCUGCGUUGUAUUUUUUUAUUUUUAUCUUUUGUAAUAUUCUUUCUGCUUUUAUAAGGCCGGCAGCACCAUUAUUUUCUUGAGAGUGCUGCUCUGCACAGGCUGUAUACUCUAAAUGUACAGUGUGUUAUAAUAAGUAAGUAGAAAUACUGUGAGUGCCAAUAUCUUUAUUACAAACCAAAAUAAAACCCCACCAAUAUUAUGUUUUCAUCGUUUAUAUAACAUUUUAAAACCGAGCCGCAUACAUAUCUAUAUAUAUAUAUAUGUAUAUAUAUAUUCUUUGUAACUAGGUGAGAUUGUAAAAACAUUGACGGAUAAGACUGCAGGCAGCACUCGAGGACUUCC